Molecule: messenger RNA, 1242 nt
Organism: Kickxella alabastrina
Lineage: Eukaryota; Fungi; Kickxellomycota; Kickxellomycetes; Kickxellales; Kickxellaceae
Exons: 5
Coding region: 1-1242 (413 amino acids)
Source: RefSeq, a predicted model, not a curated record
AUGCUCAACAGUAGUAACAGCCAAAGCAACACCAGCAACAAUAAUAUCACGGAUGAGAGCCGGACAGUAACGCACUUUAUCAUUCUGGUUCCCGGCACCGGACCCCAUCGCGAAGACGAGCGACCCAAGGGAUCGUUUUUAAAAAAAGCAAAGAGAUUCCGUGAAAUUUUCCAAGAAACCUGUAAGCGCGAGUUCGCCGAUACCGAUGCGUAUGUGGAGAUGAUGCCGAUUGACUACCACGCAGACAUACAGGCCUUGGAGACUACCAAUCAGCGCAUGAUCAAGGCUACGCUGCCAUCGAUACCGUGGAUUAGAACAAUGGACAACGAGGUUAUCGGCGACAUCCUCUACUACUUCUCAACCUUCCACGGCCGUAUUAUGCUCAAAACCGUCAUCAACAAGCUAAACGCCGCCUACGACACCUUCAUGACCAGUAAUCCGGCAUUCUCUGGUUCCAUCAGCCUCGUGGCGCACUCCCUGGGCGGCCUAAUAUGCUACGAGAUCCUGUACUACAUGGACAAGCUUAAUUCAGAAGAACCAGGGAAUUUUGGAGCGCACGAGGCGCAGAGAUACAUGGGUUUGCCUAGUCUUAGGUUCAGUCCCGAUAGGCUAUUUACUUUAGGAUCACCGAUGGGCGGCGGUAUGGUUUUCCGAAACCAAUGCAUGACGGAAUACCAUAUGGGCGCAGUCGGUUUACCGAGUAAUAGCGCAAAUAUGUCAUCGGAUGAUAAAAAUGCGUUGACAAAGACGUUUUUCGAAGAGCGCGUGCGUCAAGAGAUUGACUCGAGCGAUGAUAACGAUAGCGGCGGCGCUGGGGUAUCCAGAUCAGCGUCCUCCUCUUCCAUCGUGUCGAUUUCCAUGAAAUCGCAUUUGGCGGCCACCAUGGGUGCCAUGGCAGCAUCUACAUCGGCCGCCGAAUCACCAUCGCCACCGGCACUGCGGCCAUCGGGUGAGCGCGCAAGAUCGGCCGAGCCAGAUGCUCGGCGGCAGAGCAGCCGACGUAACGGCAGUAUGACGCCAGAUGAUAUGCUGGACCAGCUUAUGCAUCUUUUUGGGCCUUCGAGACCGCCGGACCGUGAUCAGCAGAUGGCCGAGUCGCAAGGAUUGCCGUUGUCGUCUAGGCUGAUGGCUGCCAGGGAGCUGGGUGGCACCAGGGCCGGUGCGCCCAUCAGGGACCAUAUCAUUGCCGUCAGCACUAUUGCAUUACUUGGCGGAAGAUCAAGAAGCUCAGCAAGCGCAUAA